GUGCAGACAGAGCUGCAAUCACUAGUAUACAGGAUGGCUCUGAACAUUGCUACGACUCUUCUCCUGGCUACAGGACUCACUCUCUUAAUUUAUCUCAUUAAAUGGUGGAGUGGGGUCAAACUCAAGAACCUACCCCCAGGACCUACACCUCUACCAGGCUUGGGGAAUAUCCUUCAGAUCAGCGCCUCAGAACUACCACAGUCUUUAGUCAAGUUGAGUGAGAAGUAUGGACCUGUCUAUACCGUCUACAUAGCCAACCUACCAAUGAUAGUACUGAUUGGGUAUGAUGCUGUGAAGGAAGCAUUGGUGGACCGCAGUGAUGCAUUUAGUGACAGGGGAGACAUUGGAGCAGGAGCAAUUUUCACUAAGGAUUUUGGGGUUAUUGCAAGCAAUGGAGAAAGGUGGAAAAUUAUUCGCAGAUUUUCGCUGACAACUUUGAGAAAUUUUGGAAUGGGAAAGAGGAGCAUUGAAGAAAGAAUCCAAGAAGAAGCCCAACGUCUUGCUGAUAAAUUUAUGAAGGAAAAGGAUACCCCAUUUGACCCAACAUAUAUAUUACGAGCUGCUGUUUCCAAUGUCAUUUGCUCAGUUGUGUUUGGUGAAAGAUUUGACUAUGAAGACAAAAAAUUCUUGACUCUCUUGUCAUGUCUUCAUGAAAUUUCUAUAUUGUUCAACAGCCGUUCAGGGCAGCUUUUAAACAUGUUCCCAAAAAUAAUGCCCUACAUUCCUGGUCCUCACCUGAAGCUCUUUAAAAUUAUGGACAAAAUCAAACAAUUUAUUAAGGAUAUGGUGAAAACCCAUCGAGCCACCCUGGAUAAAAAUUACCCUCGUGAUUUCAUAGACUGCUUCCUCAUGAGGAUGGAAGAGGAAAAAAAGAAUCCAGACACCGAAUUUCACGAUGAGAACCUAAAUGGAACAAUAUUAGACUUAUUCUUAGCUGGAACAGAAACUACAAGUUUGACAUUGAGAUAUAGCUUUCUUAUACUCUUGAAAUAUCCGGAAAUACAAGAAAAGAUCCAUAAAGAGAUUGACAAUGUAAUCGGGAAAGAUCGUUGUCCAUCAAUAGAAGACAAGAGUAAAAUGCCGUAUACAGAAGCUGUAAUCCACGAGAUCCAAAGAUUUGCUGAUAUUGUCCCUUUAGGAGUUCCCCAUUCUGUCAGCAAGAACUCAACCUUCAGAGGAUAUGACAUUCCAAAGGGUACCAUGGUGAUUCCACUCCUGACCUCUGUCUUGAAAGACUCAAAACAAUUCAAGAACCCAGAUGAAUUUGAUCCUGGACACUUUCUCAGUGAAAAUGGUUCCUUUAAGAAAAACGAUGCAUUCAUGCCAUUUUCUACAGGUAAACGUAUAUGUAUGGGAGAAGGCCUGGCUCGCAUGGAGCUCUUCCUGUUUCUAAUCACCAUACUGCAAAAGUUUACCUUGGAGCCUACAACAGACAGAAAGAAUCUCAGCAUAAGACCAGAGCCCAACACCAACGCUUCGAGACCUCAUUCAUACCAGAUGAAGGUUGUGCCUCGUUCCUGAGCUUAAGAUGAACUUCAUGCAUAAAGGAAACCUAGAAGAUCUAGAACUUACAAACAGAAGGCAGUUCUAAUUUUUGAAAACUAUCAAUUGAAAAAAAAUUGAAAAUCUAAUUUUUUUAAAAAUUCAUAUAUUCUUUCUUUCUUUUUAGCACUGGUCAUAUCUGCAUGAAUGUACACCAUAUAAUACAAUUCUCAUAUUUUGUAACUAUUUAGUGUUUAUAAAAAAUCAGACUGUA
This is a messenger RNA of Bufo bufo (common toad), 1756 nucleotides long. Its product is annotated as cytochrome P450 2C8-like. Gene Ontology annotation, cellular component: intracellular membrane-bounded organelle; cytoplasm. The record is from RefSeq and is a predicted model, not a curated record. Gene Ontology annotation, biological process: xenobiotic metabolic process. Gene Ontology annotation, molecular function: heme binding; oxidoreductase activity, acting on paired donors, with incorporation or reduction of molecular oxygen, reduced flavin or flavoprotein as one donor, and incorporation of one atom of oxygen; iron ion binding. NCBI's taxonomy places the organism in Eukaryota, Metazoa, Chordata, Amphibia, Anura, Bufonidae. The transcript has 9 exons. Bases 34 to 1521 code for a protein of 495 amino acids.